AUCUCCAAACCUCUGAUGGAGAAGAAGCGCCGUGCACGCAUCAAUAUGUCACUGGAGCAGCUCAAGUCUCUUCUGGAGAGACACUACUCACAUCAGAUACGGAAACGGAAGUUGGAAAAGGCUGACAUCCUGGAGCUGAGUGUCAAGUACAUGAAAAGCCUUCAGAAUUCUUUGCAAGGACUCUGGCCAGUACCCAGUGGGAUCGACCACCCGUCUGGCUUCCAAGGCUGCUUGCCCGGCGUGAGUCAGCGGCUUCGGCGCGGAGAGGAUGGCAGCGGCCUCCGCUGCCCCCUGGUGCUCGAGCGCAGGUCAGGCAGCACCAUGGACAGCGCCAGCCCGCAGGCGGUCUCUAUUCUCAGGCCCUGCCUCCCGGCCAUCUGGGCCCCUGCUUCCGCUGCAGGUGACUCCCAGUCCCCGCUGUCCCCGUUCCCUCUCCCUAGAGGUCUCCCCGAGUCCUCUACCGGCGUUCCCGCACCACAACCAGCGUCAAACUGCCAAACCGAGAACCCGAGACCCGGGCUUGGGGUGUGGCGUCCUUGGUGA
Molecule: messenger RNA, 543 nt
Organism: Chionomys nivalis (European snow vole)
Lineage: Eukaryota; Metazoa; Chordata; Mammalia; Rodentia; Cricetidae
Gene: Hes3
Product: hes family bHLH transcription factor 3
Exons: 3
Coding region: 16-543 (175 amino acids)
Biological process (GO): regulation of transcription by RNA polymerase II; anterior/posterior pattern specification; regulation of neurogenesis
Cellular component (GO): nucleus
Molecular function (GO): DNA-binding transcription factor activity, RNA polymerase II-specific; protein dimerization activity; RNA polymerase II cis-regulatory region sequence-specific DNA binding
Source: RefSeq, a predicted model, not a curated record